AUGGCGCAGGACUUUUCUCUCUCUGUAGCGUUGGCCUCGGCGUCGACGCUCGUCCUUCUCCAGUUCUUCUCUAGGAUUUUCACAUUUCUGCUCAACCAGGCGUUGGUCCGCCUCGUCUCUCCUCAGGCCUUCGGCACCGCUGCGAUCCAGUUUGAGCUCCUCCUCUCCACCAUCCUCUUCCUUUCGCGCGAAGGCGUUCGCGGUGCCCUUCUACGAGCCACACCGUCGUCCGAUGCUACGCCGGACAAGCCCGCUGAUCAGCACUCAGAAGUACUCGCAGCUAAUAUAUCUCUCCUUCCGGUACUCCUUGGAAUUCCUGCGGCGAUACUUAUCACCGUUUUCUACACGGUCACCGCAUCAGUUUCCACUGUGUCGCAGCCACACUUCCGUCUCAGCGUCACCAUCUAUGUCUGUGCAGCUCUCCUUGAGCUCCUCUCAGAACCUCUCUACAUUCGCGCCCAAAAUCAACUUCGGUUUGAUGUACGCGCCAAGGCUGAGGGCCUCGCCGUCGCUCUCAAAUCCGUCGUUGCGUUUGCUGUCCUAAUUGCCGCCUCUGCCGACUGGGCUCUCGUUGCCUUCGCUAUGGGACAAGCUGUCUAUGGCCUGACUAUCUAUCUGUCUUACUUGAAGACAUAUCGCGGGUACAGUCUCUGGCCGAGAAAGGUCACAACGGUGGUACAUGGCAACUCCAAAACGAUGUAUUUUGACCCAUCGUUGUUGCAUCUCGCUCGUGCCAUGACGGGUCAAUCUGUGAUCAAACAUUUCUUGACCGAAGGAGACAAGUUUCUCGUGUCCAGGCUGAGCCCACUGGCUGAUCAGGGUGGAUAUGCCAUGGCAUCCAACUACGGUUCACUCGUUGCCCGCAUCAUACUCCAGCCGAUCGAAGAAACCUCGCGCAUGUUCUUCUCCAAAACGCUCGCUGCGAAGAACAAGGAAGCGCUCGAAACAGCAUCCAGCAUGCUGUUUUCUCUACUUUUGAUGUUUACACAUUUGUUUCUAAUGCUCGUGACCUUUGGUCCGCCGUAUCUUCAGCUUGCUGCAUCACUCCUCCUCCCGCCACGAUAUCUCGACACCUCUGCGCCCAUCAUCCUGCACACGUACAUCUACUAUAUACCCAUCAUGGCAUACAACGGGAUCCUGGAAGCAUUUUUUGCAUCGGCAUGUUCGCCCGCGGAUCUGCAUGCACAGAGCCGCUGGAUGUUCGUGUUCUCUGUCGGGUUCGUCGUCGCUGCUGUCGGAUUUGCAAAGGGCCUGGGGAUGGGCGAUGCCGGACUCGUGUGGGCGAAUAUUGCAAACUUGCUUUGCCGGGCGGUGUACGCGUGGCUAUUCGUGCAGCGCGUCUUCAGAGAGGAGAACAGCGCGCAUUUGGUGAGUUGGAGGAAGGCAGCCCCUCCGGCAGCCGUGUUGGCUGUGUUCGUGAUGUCCGCCGCUAUCACGCGGUGGAGCGAGGUCAGACAUUCCGACCUUCCUGUGAGCGUCGGUGCGCAGAUUGGGCAUAUAUCGGUUGGUGUGGCGUGUCUUGUUGGAUGUCUGUCUACGUGGUGGGUUAUCUAA
Sparassis crispa is the source of this 1554-nucleotide messenger RNA. RefSeq names its product Oligosaccharide translocation protein. Lineage: Eukaryota; Fungi; Basidiomycota; Agaricomycetes; Polyporales; Sparassidaceae. Gene Ontology annotation, cellular component: endoplasmic reticulum membrane. The coding region runs from base 1 to 1554 and encodes 517 amino acids. The transcript has 3 exons. Gene Ontology annotation, biological process: glycolipid translocation; dolichol-linked oligosaccharide biosynthetic process. The record is from RefSeq and is a predicted model, not a curated record.